Messenger RNA from Bursaphelenchus xylophilus (pine wood nematode), 551 nucleotides. The record is from the annotation of a GenBank genome assembly. Lineage: Eukaryota; Metazoa; Nematoda; Chromadorea; Rhabditida; Aphelenchoididae.
AUGGAACACCCCCCCCUGCCCCUCGCCGAAGGGCGGAGUCUCAAUGAGCCCUAUAAAAGAGGGACGCCACAACCGACGACCUCAGUUUCGAAUUCCGAUCUUCUAACAACCAUCAUGCCUUGCUGUAAGUUUUUAUUCCAAUUCUCCGUUCUCAGAAAUUCUGAUUCCGAUUCUUUUGAGGAGAAAGAGGAAUUUCUGAGAAUUUGCUCUUGAGGAUUUUUAUGACUAACAUAAUACGGUAAUCGAAAAAUGAGUUGAAAGAAAAUUUUUAAAAAGGAUAAAAAAAAAGAUUUGCAUGAUUUUUUUUUUCAUUUUUAUACCGUGUUGUAUAUUUGUAUUGUAUAUAAGACAAUUUUAUGUUCUUUUUUGAAACCUUAAUCAUGAUCCUGCUUUCAGACUCUGAUCAGGAACCCGCCCCAGCAGCUCCCCAGAAGGAGUGUUGCGCCGAGAAGGAGUGCUGCAAGCACGAAGGCGAAGAGGAGUGCAAGUGUACUGACUGCAAGUGUUGUAGUGGAGAAGAAGCCGAGGCUCCCAAAGAGGAAUCUGCAUAA